Molecule: messenger RNA, 897 nt
Organism: Rhincodon typus (whale shark)
Lineage: Eukaryota; Metazoa; Chordata; Chondrichthyes; Orectolobiformes; Rhincodontidae
Product: proactivator polypeptide-like 1
Exons: 9
Coding region: 1-897 (298 amino acids)
Source: RefSeq, a predicted model, not a curated record
AUGGAGCCACAGUUGAUGAAAGACCAGGUUUGCGAUCAGUGCAUAGAGCACAUGGAAGACAUCAUUGCCCCCCUUCGGAAAAGUUCCGCAGAGGAAGAGGUGAAAAGCAUAUUGCGAGAAGGCUGUGAAAAGAUCAGGGACCAAGAGAUCUCGCAGCAUUGUCAAGCUUUUGUGGAUAAUGAGUGGUCUGUAACAAUUAAGCUCCUUCAAGAAGAUGUGGAAUUCGCUGUGCUCUGUACGGCCCUCAGUUUGUGCCAGCCCCUUCAGGUCGAACCCACGCCCGAAAACGUGUCGGAUUCAGUCAAUUCCUCGCCAGUUUCCAACGGGACGGGGAAACGUUCCAAGGGACUAUUUCCGAGAGCACUACCUGCCAUGACUUGUCGAAUGUGCGAGACGUUCAUGGAUCGCCUCCACGCAGAGUGGGACAGAGGGAGGAAAGGUGACGUCCUGAUGAAGGUUGCAUGCCAAUUGCCUACUGACAUCCCCAAAAUGGUGUGCAAAAAGUUUGUCAAUUCUCACAUGGGCAAGAUCAAGACGGUGCUGGAGAAUCCAGAGGAUCGGGAUCUGUGUGGGACAGAGCUUGACAUCCCUACCCAGCAUUCCUCAAAGCAGACGCUUUUGGCAGUGGCUCGCUCGGAAGCGAAUGGGGAGCCAGGGUCCCAGCUGCUGUCAGAACCGCGAAGGCCCUCCGACCUCAAAGAUGCCGCACACAACGCUGUGCUCACGGCAAGAUGUUAUCGGGCUCCCGAGCUCCAGGGUAAGGUGCCAAGUGCGGCUCCCGAACUGCGGGCCUACCUCAGGCCUCAGGCCUUAGGCCUCAGGCUGUUCGCCACUCGGCCUUUCCGCCUCCAUCUGGAAUCUCCGUCGGCCGGAUCACAGGAAGGGCUUACGGUUUAG